CCAGUCAGUGAUCAUUACAAGUAAAUAAUUAGCAAUGGCUUCUACAUCUACUUUGAUUCACCUGCUGGGACUUUUGGCCAUUUUCCUGUUCGUAACCCUGGCUGCAGGAGAGCCAUUUCCCUUCGACGAGAGACGCCACAGGGGCUGGAAUCCGCGACCAGGACAAAUGCCACAGAUUCCCACCACACCACCUUUUAAUCCCUAUGGUUAAUAAAUAAAUAAAUUAUACCUUUCAUAAAACAAA
Drosophila kikkawai is the source of this 244-nucleotide messenger RNA. RefSeq lists its product as uncharacterized. NCBI's taxonomy places the organism in Eukaryota, Metazoa, Arthropoda, Insecta, Diptera, Drosophilidae. The record is from RefSeq and is a predicted model, not a curated record.